UAUCUCCUGAAGCAUGCAGGCUGUGUCAUAUAAUUUGAAUUGACGUAAAUCAAAAGCAUUACUGUCACAAUGAAAAAACACUUUCGCAUUCUUGAAAAGAUGUUCAGAACCUUUAUUUUGUUUUAUAUAUUAAAAGUACUUUAUCCUGUUUAGUACUUAUAAGUGCAUUCACUGUAUGCACUUAAAAUGCUGGAAUAUUUCAACCCAUGAUUGGGCCAAAAGGAGACAAACACAGCUUUUGGGUUAAAUUAACCUAAAUGGUUACAUUUGCCCCAACAAUUAAACAAUGCAACGCAAUGGUUUGGGUUUGUCUCUUUUUGACCCAACGCUGGGUUGAAAAUAACCAGUUUUUAGGUAUGUGAUUUUCUUACUUUGUAUAAAGUUGUAUGAAGUAUUACAUUAUCCCACAGGGAGAUUUUGUUAUUCUUACAGAAAAUAAAGGUGAAAACAAACACACUAAUUAGUUAUAGUUAGUUAUUAGUAAAGUAAAUCAGCCAUUAGUGAAAUAAAAACACACUAAUGAAUGUCUUUUCUCUCAAGACUAUACAGACACAAGAGGUAUUUUCUUUUCUAAUGACACCUCUGGAGGAAAAAUUAGGCAAUAUAUUUCCCAAAAAAUGGUAGGUGAAAUUGCACAAAGCAUUCAGAGUGUUUCCAAAUUCUGGAGUGGAGGAGAACAGAGGGGUGAUAUUCACAACCUUUCAUGUAUCUUCACUAUGUGUUAUAUUUUUAUUGUAUAAAUUAUUUUCAUUGUUGAAUGUUUUAAAAUAUUAUGUAUGCUUUUUAAGAUAUUAAUAGUGAAUUGUUAUUUCUGUGGUUACUGUACACCUGCAGGUUUUUUCAUCCAAAAAACAAAUAGCACUGCUAUCAAGCUGGGUCAUAAAAAGAGGGCAACAAUGCAGAGCGCCCGGGAUGAGCUCCCUAACAAUUCCCUUAUUCAUCCUCCAGGGUUUUAUAUUGUCGGUCUUAACUCUAUGGCUUAUACCAACAUCUAUGUUAUUUUCCUUUCAGUAGUUUAUGUGUUUACAGUCAUGUCCAAUGUUUUUCUCAUCACCAUUAUUUUUUAUGACUGUCGUCUACAUGUUCCGAAAUUCAUGGCUAUUUGUAACCUGUCAGUGGUUGAUCUCAUGCUCAGCACAUCUCUUGUGCCCAGCAUGAUAAAGAUUUACCUUUUUCUGGACAAUUUUAUACCGUUCAAAUUGUGCCUUGUUCAAAUGUUCACCUACUAUGCUAUUUUAGGCCUCGAGUCCAUUUCUCUGUGCAUUCUGGCUUAUGAUAGGCUGAUUGCGAUCUGUUUCCCUUUGAGACAGGAGUCUUUAAACACAAACACCAAAAUGGCCUAUAUCAUUUGUGGGAUUUGGGUUUUUGGCAUUGGUAUUGCACUGUAUGGUCCUAUAUCCAUGACACAAUUAUCAUUUUGUGGCUCUGUCAGGGUCAACAGCUAUUUCUGUGAUUUUGCUCCUGUUUUUAGGCUCGCCUGCAACGAUACAUCACGCCAAUGGAGUUUCGCCACUAGCCUAACUAUAAUCCUUAUGUUUUUGCCUUUCAGUUUUAUUGUCUUGACAUAUACAUGUAUACUGAUCACUGUAUUCAGAAUGAAAAGCAUCCAGAGCAGAUAUAAGGCACUGGCUACGUGCACAGAACAUCUUAUAUUAGUGGCAUUGUUUUUUUCCCCUGUGUUGGUUGUUUUUAAUCUUGGAUUUUUUGGAUUUGUUAUAAACACCAAUGUAAGGGUGGUGGUCCUGUCCAUGACUUCAUGUCUUUCGCCCUGUGUGAAUCCCAUUGUCUAUUCUCUGAAAACUAAAGAGAUUAGAAGCAGAGUUUAUUCUUUAUUUAUUCAGAGACGGUCUGUUCAACCACUGAAAAUGUAA
This is a messenger RNA of Misgurnus anguillicaudatus (oriental weatherfish), 1871 nucleotides long. RefSeq names its product olfactory receptor 2V1-like. The record is from RefSeq and is a predicted model, not a curated record. Gene Ontology annotation, biological process: G protein-coupled receptor signaling pathway; detection of chemical stimulus involved in sensory perception of smell. Lineage: Eukaryota; Metazoa; Chordata; Actinopteri; Cypriniformes; Cobitidae. Gene Ontology annotation, cellular component: membrane. Gene Ontology annotation, molecular function: olfactory receptor activity; odorant binding; G protein-coupled receptor activity.